Molecule: messenger RNA, 798 nt
Organism: Aspergillus fischeri NRRL 181
Lineage: Eukaryota; Fungi; Ascomycota; Eurotiomycetes; Eurotiales; Aspergillaceae
Product: DUF3632 domain-containing protein
Exons: 2
Coding region: 1-798 (265 amino acids)
Source: RefSeq, a predicted model, not a curated record
AUGUCUUCUCUUCAUCUCGAAUUAAAAGACGACGAUCCAUGGUUCAUCGAGGUAAAAAUCUUCAAGAUCCUGCGGGACUACCUACAAGACCCCGCCGCCUCCCCUGCAGCCGCAGUUCAAGCACUAGAUCGACUGUUCCCUGCGAACCGUCCUGAUGAGGAUCAACCUGCAGACGAGCCCCGCGAGGACCCAGGAAGUUUUCUCUGGCACUUCUGGGGCGUGGUUCAUAAUGUGGCCCAGCAGAUACCCUACACUGCUCCUGAACAGGACAGACUCGCAGAGCUGAUCAGAGCCCUGAGAGGUCUAUCUUCCCAGACCGAAACUGUCUACCUGGCGACAUGGGGCCAUACCUUUGACUUGUGGGGAGAUUUACCGUUGCUAGGUCCGACAUUCAGGGAGAUGUAUGAUUGUAUGGUAUCUCUGAAUGACAAGGAGGAGCGUGAACAUUGGCAGAGCUUAAAUGCUUAUGCUGCUCGCUUGACUAGAGAUGACUCUGCUAAUUUGAUUCUCUUCGCGAAAUAUUCGAUCGAAGGAAUGUUAGAAGAAGAUUUGGAGCUCGGACUCGUCGAUGAUGGCCCCAGAUCUAUUCUGGAAUCUAGGAUGGUUGUUGCAGCGGAAUGGGUCAUACAGUGCGGACAGAGACUUGUGGCCCAGGAAGACGAAGGGAUAAGUAUGGAAAGUUGGCAGAGGUGUAAGGAGAGGUUCAGCAGCGUCUUAGAUAAUGCUUCGAUGAGUCCGCAGACUCGGGAAAGAGUUCAAAAGGCAAAACAGGUUAUGGAAGCUGUUCACUUGAGAUGA